Messenger RNA from Closterium sp. Yama58-4, 528 nucleotides. Lineage: Eukaryota; Viridiplantae; Streptophyta; Zygnematophyceae; Desmidiales; Closteriaceae. The record is from the annotation of a GenBank genome assembly.
AUGGCAUCCGUCAGGUUCCUCUCCCUUCUCCUCCUCGUCCUCGUUAGCGCGGCCGCCGUGGCCGAGGCGCGGAUAGACCCAACGGAGUUCAUAAAGGCCAUCAAGGCGAUCAGACGGUCGCCGCGAAUCGCGGCCGCGACUCUUCCUGCUGCCGAAGCGCUGUUCCGCAAGGUGAUGAAGCUGGACAGUUCCACCGGCAACGUGACUCUCCUCGUCCCCGCAGCGCUCGCCUCGCUCAGCCCCUCCGCGCUGCCCGCCUACACGAUCCCGCAGGCGAACAAGAUCCGCCUGUACCACCUGCUCUCGGGUCUCUACACCGCUGCGGACCUCCAGGCGCUGUCCCGCAAUGCCAAGAUCCCCACUGUGGAGGGGAAAGCCAUCACGAAGCUCACACCUCCGAUCAUCCCCGUGGUGAUGCUUAAGGGAAAGGACCUGAUGCCGUCUGUGCUGGUGUCUGGCGAUGUGUAUGUUGGCGAUACCCUUGCUGUGCACGUCGUGUCGUCCAUUCUGCUCCCUCCUGACCUCUAG